Acanthosepion pharaonis is the source of this 1563-nucleotide messenger RNA. NCBI's taxonomy places the organism in Eukaryota, Metazoa, Mollusca, Cephalopoda, Sepiida, Sepiidae. The record is from the annotation of a GenBank genome assembly.
AUGUUGCAACAGAUUGAUAAACCGGAAAAAAAAUUCGUCUUCUUUUUCUUCUUCUUCUUCUUUUUUCUUCUUCUUCUUCUUUUUCUUCUUCUUUUUUUUCUUCUUUCUUCUUCUUCUUCGUCUUUUUCUUCUUCUUCUUUUUUCUUUUUCUUCUUCUUCUUCUUUCUCCUUCUCCUUUUUUCUUCUUCUUUCUUCUUCUUCUUCUUCUUUUUUCGUCUUCUUUCUUUUUCUUUUACUUUUUUCUUUUUUUUGUUCUUUUUCUUUCUUCUUCUUCUUCUUCUUCUUCUUAUUAUUAUUAUUAUUAGUAGUAUAACAUUUGGCGCCAACCAUUACAAUUUGGCGCGCAAUAGCGUUCUACCUCAACAUCAACCUCACGCUUCACAGAUUCGUCAGACCUACUAUCCAGAAACCACGAACUCGACAACACGAACUCGACACCCCAUCCUUUCUUUCUUCGUCCUGUCAUAUUAUGCAUCCAUGAUCAUCGUACGGGAGACUAUAAAUUGGGUGCCUGAUAAAACAUUCAAAUACGGACACUUUAUCUAUCUAUCUAUCUAUCUAUCUAUCUAUCUAUCUAUCUAUCUAUCUUUAACUGUCUUUCUCAUAUUUAUCUGUUUUUGCCUUUUAUCAUUUCUCUUAAGCUGUCCACAUCUAUCUAUCUAUCUAUCUAUCUAUCUAUCUAUCUAUCUUUUCAUCAUUUCUCUGAAGAUGUCCACAUCUAUCUAUCUAUCUAUCUAUCUAUCUAUCUAUCUAUCUAUCUAUCUCUGCCUUUUUCAUAUUUAUCUAGAUUUUUAUCUCUGUCCACAUCUAUCUAUCUAUCUAUCUAUCUAUCUAUCUAUCUAUCUAUCUAUCUAUCUAUCCUUUUAUCAUUUCUCUGAAGCUAUGUCCACAUCUAUCUAUCUAUCUAUCUAUCUAUCUAUCUAUCUAUUCUUUUAUCAUUACUCUGAAGAUGUCCACAUCUAUCUAUCUAUCUAUCUAUCUAUCUAUCUAUCUAUCAUUUCUCUGAAGCUGUCCACAUCUAUCUAUCUAUCUAUCUAUCUAUCUAUCUAUCUAUCUAUAUGUCCACAUCUAUCUAUCUAUCUAUCUAUCUAUCUAUCUAUCUAUCUAUCUAUCUAUCUAUCUAUCUCAGUGUGUUUUAAGUAUCUAUCUAUCUCUGCCUUUUUCAUAGUUAUCUAUCUAUUUUUAUUUUUUAUCAUUUCUCUGAAGCUGUUCACAAGAAUCUAUUUUUUUGCGCUCUUUUCCUGUGUAUUUCAUUCUGUUCAUAUCUAUCUAUCUAUCUAUCUAUCUAUCUAUCUAUCUCAGUCUGUUCAUAUCUAUCUAUCUAUCUAUCUAUCUAUCUAUCUAUCUAUCUAUCUAUCUCAGUCUGUUCAUAUCUAUCUAUCUAUCUAUCUAUCUAUCUAUCUAUCUAUCUAUCUAUCUCAGUCUGUUCAUAUCUAUCUAUCUAUCUAUCUAUCUAUCUAUCUAUCUCAGUCUGUCCAUCUAUCUAUCUAUCUAUCUAUCUAUCCCAAUCGUUUCCUGUGUAUUUUAUUCUGUUCAUAUCUAUGUGCAUGCAGUUUUUACUAA